AUGUCCAAAGACAAAAGACAGGCCGAGGGCGCCUGUUCAGCCCUGCCGGAGAGACUGCUUCUUUCUGAACCACCCCGGGUCUUACCCUUACUUUUGGGCAGACAGACAGACAGACAGACCAUCGAAGAAGAUGAAGAAAAAAAGGACCGAAAGAGAGAGACUUCCUCAGGAGAGACACGUGGCAGACAUCCGCAUGAAGCAAGGAAAAAGAACAAGUUUAAGUCACAGCUUGCUACUGUUGCUGCUAGUACUGCUGCUGGUACUGUUGCUGCUUGUGGCAUCCUUCAGUUGCAAGACCUUCUCCCAGGCCUUGCGGGCAAAGGGGCUCAUCAGACUGGCAUACUCCCUCGCCCUCGCACUGCUUGCCUGUCUCAGCGCAUACCUCGCUGCGAUCCCUUGCAUGAUAAUCGAGCCCCGGAAGGCGUGGAACGCAUCUCCCCAGCCCAGCUCUCGCCCGCUGACUGCCCACCCGCUCACUUCCCCAUACCACCUCACACACUCGUCUCGCGUCGGCAGCCCUUCGAUCCCCUCGCUCCUGAACCUCGUCUCCGCCGGGCCGCCCUCGACGUUGGCAUAGGGGCCCGUAAGAUUGCACAGGUCUGA
Messenger RNA from Trichophyton verrucosum HKI 0517, 603 nucleotides. RefSeq lists its product as uncharacterized. NCBI's taxonomy places the organism in Eukaryota, Fungi, Ascomycota, Eurotiomycetes, Onygenales, Arthrodermataceae. The record is from RefSeq and is a predicted model, not a curated record. The transcript has 2 exons. Bases 1 to 603 code for a protein of 200 amino acids.